Messenger RNA from Spirodela intermedia, 2977 nucleotides. NCBI's taxonomy places the organism in Eukaryota, Viridiplantae, Streptophyta, Magnoliopsida, Alismatales, Araceae. The record is from the annotation of a GenBank genome assembly.
AUGCCCAGAUUCUUCUUCUUCUUCUUCUUCCUCUUUCUCUCUGUGAUAGCGUCGGCGAGCUCCGGUAAUCCCCUUCCCCGAUCCAACCGCCGGGCGCUUCAUCAGCCCUUCUUUCCGCUGUUCUCGGAGCCCCCGGCGGAGCCCCCUUCCCUCUCCCUCCCCAAGUACCCUUCCUCGACAAACCCGCUUCCCUUCUUCCCGCUCUUUCCCCCUCCUCCUCCUCCUCCUCCUCCGCCGGCCAUCUCCAACACUACCUCCUCCUCCUCCAGCCAGCCGACCUUCCCAGGGAACCUCUCCUCCAUCAUCCUCCCGCAUUCCACUUCUGCAACUCCUUCCUCGUCGUCUAAGAAGCUCAUCCCAGCCAUCCUCCUCCCCAUCCUCUCCGUCCUCUUCCUCGGGCUCGCCUUCGCCCUCUUCUACCGUCGCCGGCGGCGAGGCUUUCUCAGCGAGAAAGACUGCAGAUCCGACGAUCGCCGCCUCUUCCCGGCCCUCUCUGCCACCUCCGACGGCGGCCGGAACUUCUCCUACGGCUCCUCCGCUGCCGCCGGCGGAGAGUUCCUGUACCUGGGCAACCUGACUAGCUCCAGUGGAGCCGUCGACGGAGAACCAGCUCCCCCUCCGCCGACGACUGGCUCGCCAGAGCUCCGUCCUCUCCCUCCUCUUCUCCGCUCCUUCCGCCGUGGCUACGGCAAUGGUGAGGCGGGUUGCUCGUCGGAGGAGGAGUUCUACUCCCCCAGGAGCUCCUCCGCCGGGAAGGACAGCCCCCGCGGGCUGAGGAGCGGCUCUGGUUCGAUCUCCAGGAGGACCUUCCUCCCCGGAGAAAAAUGCGAGCCGACGAACACAACUCUGAGCUCCCCGUCGUCUCCUUCUUCCAAUUCCGAGCCUUCUCCGGCGCCGUCGUCACCUCCGGACGAUUCCAGCCAUGGAAAAUCCAUCCUCGGAUCGUCGAGCUCCUUAUCAGACGAGGAUUUCGUUAACGACGCCGGACUACGCUUCCCUCCGCCACCGCCGCCGCCGCCUCCGCCGCUUCACCAGUCGACUCCAUCCCCACCGAAGAGAAAACCCUCUUCUCCAUCGCCGCCGCCGUCGCCCCCGCUGAAAGAAAUAUCCCUCCAGAAGUCGGAUGGAAAGUACUCACCAAAAAUGGUGGCAGGCCCGCCGCCACCUCCGCCGCUACCGCCGGCGGGAUACUGGGAAACCAGGGUUUCAAGAGCAGGGCUCGCAGGGGAUCGUCCUCCUCUCUUCUCUCCGCGACCCACCGGCGGGAAGGCCCUGACGGCGAUUCACCCCGCUAAGGCGGCGCUGAACUCGGACGGCGGAGCGAGGGCCGGUGAGGAGACCACCCCGCGGCCGAAGCUGAAGCCCCUGCACUGGGACAAGGUCCGGGCGAGCUCCGAUCGAGCCAUGGUGUGGGACCAGUUGAAAUCGAGCUCUUUCCAGUGAGACCGACGGCCCUGUUCUCUCUCUCUACAAAUCUCCUCCAUCCUCUCUCUCUCUCUCUCUCUAACUCUCUCUGUUACUUCUGGGGGCCUCUGGUUUGAAGGCUGAACGAGGAGAUGAUCGAGACGCUGUUCGUCUGCAAUGCUGUGAGCACAGCCCUCAAGGAGACGGCCAGGCGGCAGGUGCCUCCAUCGCCCAAAGAUGACGACCGCGUGCUCGACCCGAAGAAAUCUCAGAACAUCGCCAUUCUGCUCAGAGCUCUCAAUGUGACCAAGGAGGAAGUCUGCGAAGCCCUCCACGAAGGUAGGAGAUCUUCUUCUUCUUCUUCUUCCCUCCAUCUUCAUCAUCGUCGUCAUCAUCUUCUUCAUCUUCUUCUUCUUCUUCUUCUUCUUCUUCUUAUGGGAAACAGGGAACACGGAGAACCUGGGUGCGGAGCUCCUGGAGACACUGCUGAAGAUGGUGCCGAGCAGGGAGGAGGAGCUCAAGCUGAAGGAGCACAGGGAGGAGACCUCGCCCUUCAAGCUGGGCCCCGCGGAGAAGUUCCUCAAGGCCCUCCUCGACGUCCCCUUCGCCUUCAAGAGAGCCGACGCCAUGCUCUACAUCGCCAACUUCGACUCAGAGAUCAACUACCUCACGAAAUCCUUCCAAACUCUGGAGGUAACCACCGUCCUCGUCCUCCUGCACCAAAAUCUUAGAUCCUUGCAGAAGUUCACAGCUCUAAUAAAAAUAAUCUCAGGUCGCCUGCGAGGAGCUGAGAAGUAGCAGGAUGUUCUUGAAGCUGCUGGAGGCAGUCUUGAAGACCGGAAACCGGAUGAACGUCGGGACCAAUCGGGGCGGUGCGAGAGCUUUCAAGCUCGACACUCUGCUCAAGCUGGUCGACGUCAAGGGCACCGACGGGAAGACGACGCUGCUCCACUUCGUCGUGCAGGAGAUCAUAAGAUCCGAAGGGUCGCGGCUCGCCGCCGGCGAUAUUUCCGGCGAGGAUCGCCGGUCCAAGAAGCUUGGGCUGGAGGUCGUCGCAGGGCUCGGGGGCGAGCUGGGCAACGUGAAGAAGGCCGCCACCAUGGACUCUGAGGUGCUCAGCGGCGCGGUGGCGAAGCUCGCCGGCGGCGUAGGGAAGGUCGCCGAGGUCCUGGAGCUGAGCGGCGGCGGCGCCGCCGGUGGCCAGCUGGAGAGUUGCCGGAGGUUCAGGGACGCGAUGGAGGGGUUCCUGAACCGAGCGGAGGACGAGAUUGCGAAGAUUCAGGCGGAGGAGAACGUCGCUCUGUCUCUGGUGAAGGAGAUAACGGAGUACUUCCAUGGGAACUCCGCCGAGGAGGAGGCCCACCCCUUCAGAAUCUUCAUGGUGGUCAGGGACUUCGUUUCUACUCUCGAACAGGUCUGCAAGGAGGUGGGGAAGGUCAACGAGCGGACGAACAUCAGCUGGCCGCGCCAGCUUCCGGUGCCGAUCAACCCAACGCUGCCGCAGCUCUUUCCCCGGCUCCAGUCGCACACAACGGGGAGCUCAGACGACGACGACGAUAGCUCCCCCUUCUAG